CCUAGCUGCCCUCCUGACCUCGUUGCAGCGCUCGCCAUCCACCACUCCUCUGUGUCCGACCCAGUACAUUCCUCUUCGCCUGCUCCAGUGAUAUUUGGACAUCAUCCUAUUGUGGUGAUAGAGGGCAGUCAAGCCAUAACUCGACACCAUAUUGUUUGAAACCCAUAGAAACAUUGUCGUACUACCGACAAGAUGACAGGCGAGAGAUAGAUAUUCGAAAGACGCUCUUGCCAGACGUGGGUUGCUAGAAAAUCGUGGCCGCACAGGGUGCUUGUCACCUCGUGCGGAGAAUUGAGUGCGUGGCAAUGUCUGCAAGCAAUAUGUGAGAUCCGGAGCAGCGGAUGAAGUGGUAAUACUGUGGUUCGAUGUCAGUUUAGACAGAUAAAGUACCCUGUUGGCACAAGAUGCAAACUUGUCUGUGCAUUUUAUGGUCCAAUUGCUCGCCGGGCAUCAUGCCCACAAUUAUACUGCUUGCCAUGAGGGCGCCCUUCGAAAGCGUUCUUGCAUCCACCAAAGAAUACGGGAGAGCCGCCAUUGUCACCGUUCAAAAGACCCCGAGACGGGUUGAGCCAGUCAGAUUAAUUGCGAGUGAUGCUAAGCAACUCCUGCGCCUGCUGUUUAGUACGAGCGCAUGCAUUUGAUCUGGGCUAACAGAAGGGGAAAAUCAUGCUAGAAUGAUGUGAAAAUACGUGAGGUAUCCUGUGUGGCAUCUACACCUACCCCAGGGCUCUGUAGAACGCGUAACAGCAGCAGUUCUAACCUUCUUUGGGCACACAUGGAGUUCUUUUUUGGAGAAUGAGGAACAGGAGUUUCACCCGUUCUGUUCAUCAAUACCUCCGAUUAUGGUUGCAUUC
Molecule: messenger RNA, 854 nt
Organism: Suillus subalutaceus
Lineage: Eukaryota; Fungi; Basidiomycota; Agaricomycetes; Boletales; Suillaceae
Exons: 2
Source: RefSeq, a predicted model, not a curated record